This is a messenger RNA of Linum trigynum, 438 nucleotides long. The record is from the annotation of a GenBank genome assembly. Lineage: Eukaryota; Viridiplantae; Streptophyta; Magnoliopsida; Malpighiales; Linaceae.
AUGGCCGUGCCUCGGCUGCACGGGCAUGGGCACACGGCCGUGCAAGGCUGGUUUUUGCCCGAGCAGCCGACACGGCCUGGCCGAGGAGAAGCGCACAACCGUGCACCUGGCACAUAUGGCCGUGCCAUCCUUACCGAGAGCUCGCACGGCCAAGGGGGAAUACUCGCACGGCCAUGCGAGGCAUUAUGGUGCCCGUGCAAGACGCACGGCCAGGCCAGGACGAGCGCACGGCCGUGCAAUAAGCGCUUUUGGCUGUGCGCUUUUGGCCGAGAGCUCGCACGGCCAAGGGGGGUGCCCGCACGGCCGUGCAAGUUGUGGUCCUGGCCGUGCGACUUGUUGGAGUCCCGAAAUCAACCUGUUUUCCCUCAAAAAAGACACUGGACUCUGGAUCAACGUCUCAAGACUCAAAAACACACAAAAUCAAAGGAAAAAGAGUAA